AUGUCGGAGACACUAGUACCGCACCUCUUGUUCGUCAUUGGGAGUGAAAUCUUUAACGCAGAAGCUUACGGUUGCGUCCAGCUCAUCGGUACCAUCAUCACUUGGUUUUUGUCGGGGUCAUUAUUGGUGCAAUGCUACGAUUUCUUCUACACCGAUAAUUUGGAUGGGGACCCGAUAUUCAUCAAAAUAGCGGUGUGGGUAUGCCUCGCCGUUGAUCAGGUGCGGUCGAUGGCGGUGACGUCAGGUGCUUGGCAGAGCUUGAUAGUUGCAUGGGGAAACCCAACUAUUUUCAUUGGCACUUCCGUAUUUCCUUUCAUUACCGUGCCACUCACUGGGAUAGAAUCCUGCAUUGUUCAGAUUUUUUUUGCGUGGCGAAUAUGGACCCUGAAAAGAGAGUUCAAAAUCUAUCGAAUUAUUUCGGGCAUAAUCUGUUUGGUGGCAUUUAUGCAAUUAGCGGCUGCGAUUGCCCGUGGAGUAGCUUGCGCUCAAUCUGGAAGGUUAACCAGCAAACAGCAUUUUUUAGACCUUUCAGCCGAGCUUUGGUUAUGGGGGACUUUGAUCUGUGACUCCAUCAUCGUUGCAACCAUGAUAUUUCUGCUCGUAAAGGCAAAACUCGAAUCCUCAUUCAAGUCAACGAAGCGUCUUAUGGAUCGUCUCAUUAUCGUAACUUUGGAGACCGGCGCCGUCACCCUGAUUACGACUCUUGUUCAACUAAUCUUUUAUUUAAGAUCUCCGCCAAGUUCACUCCAGCAACUUGGCAUAAUGUACAUAUUGGGGGGCUUGUAUUCCAACGUGCUCCUUAGCGUUCUGAAUGGCCGGAAACGUGCUCGGCGUCGGCUAGCUGAACCAAGUCAAACGUUCAGCAUUAAUUUCGCUCAGCAAAGUACUACGGCGCCUCUGUCAUCCAUAUCCGAGGAAGCCCCAAGCAGCGAAGUAGCUAGUAAAAUACAAAAAGACGAGGAAAGCCAUAUCAAAUCCGAAAGCUCAACUUGA
Laccaria bicolor S238N-H82 is the source of this 993-nucleotide messenger RNA. RefSeq lists its product as uncharacterized. Bases 1 to 993 code for a protein of 330 amino acids. The record is from RefSeq and is a predicted model, not a curated record. Lineage: Eukaryota; Fungi; Basidiomycota; Agaricomycetes; Agaricales; Hydnangiaceae. The transcript is spliced from 11 exons.